UACACUUAUGCCGACAACGUACUGUACGAUGUUUCAACUACCUAUUUAACAACAACUACGGUAUAAUAUAAAGUGUUUAUGAAAGUAUUUGCUUACCGUUAGCCAGCCAGUAAUCUUUAGCGAAAGAUCGCACCUGUUGCAACUGCAAACACUUUUCAUUCACCACCCACAAGUCGUAAUUUUAUAAAUUAUCGACUGUAAAUUAACUCGACGUUUUGUACCAUCUUGAGUCGCUGUAUUGGUUAGACCGGACUACAAUACCGAACAUCCAGUUUUGAUUGUAACAAACUUUAUCAGUGGCAGAGCUAUAGUGUUUUAUGUGCAACGCAUUUCAAAAUUUAGUUUUAUUAUUUGGAUGAAGUUGCCAAUAUGGCGUCGCAGAUAUAUGUGAUAUUAUUUCUGUGUGCCGUGAAGUGGUAUUCCCGAGUUUCCGCUCUUGACAACGGCUUAGCCCUCACUCCACCGAUGGGAUGGCUUGCAUGGGAACGCUUCCGGUGUAACGUCGACUGCAAAAAUGACCCGCACAAUUGUAUUAGUGAAACACUCUUCAUGGAGAUAGCGGAAAGAAUGGCAGCCGAUGGUUAUAAAGAUGCCGGAUAUGAAUAUGUUAUCCUUGACGACUGUUGGAUGAACAAAAGCCGAGAUGCUCAAGGUCGAUUGAUUCCGGAUCCCGAGCGAUUUCCGAAUGGAAUAAAAUUUCUUGCGGAUUUUAUUCACUCCAAAGGCUUGAAGUUUGGGAUUUACGAAGAUAUUGGAACCAACACGUGUGGCGGCUAUCCUGGUAUUCAAGGGCACGAGAAGCAGGACAUCCAAACAUUUGCUGAUUGGGGAGUUGACUAUGUGAAGCUCGAUGGCUGUUAUCAGGAUUCUUCAGAGUUUAAUAUGACAUAUCCUGAAGUGGGGAAGUAUAUGAACGAAACUGGACGCCCAAUGGUGUAUUCGUGCAGUUGGCCGGCAUAUGAAACCGGCACAAAUAUGACAGUUCCGUGGGAACAAAUACGCGAUACCUGCAAUUUGUGGAGGAAUUAUGACGACAUUCAGGACAGUUUGGCUAGUAUGACGGAAAUCGUGGAAUGGUUUGCGCAAAAUCAGGCUGCGUUGGUGAAAAUUGCCGGGCCAGGGGCUUGGAAUGAUCCAGACAUGCUGCUGUUAGGAAAUUUCGGAUUGUCAUACGAACAGUCUAAAGCACAGUUAGCGCUCUGGUCGAUGCUAGCCGCUCCUUUGAUUAUGUCCAAUGAUCUUCGCCACAUCCGCCAUGAUAUUCGUAAAAUACUGCUGAACAAGAACGUUAUUGCUGUGAAUCAGGAUAAACUAGGAAUUCAAGGAAUGCAGAUUUUCAGUUCGCAGGCUAAGAGUGUUGAAGUAUGGGCGCGUCCUGUAGAGCCUACAGCAGUUAUUAACAACAAAACAAGUUAUUCCUUUGCUGUUGUUGUUUGGAACAAAAGGGACGACGGCACACCUUAUCCCUGGUCGCAGUCCCUUCAGACGUACGGUUUGACUGAGCCCAGUGGUUAUUUUGUGCGUGAUCUGUUCAGCAACAAAGAUUAUGGAUAUUUCCGACCGGCAGAUAUUAUUUCGUUUAAAAUCAACCCUUCCGGCGUAAUGAUGUUCAAAGCGCAGCUAGCCGCGGGUACCGGCACUGACUUCAAACGGAACAUCAGUCCAAAGAAGUUAAUAGGUCCGAAGCGCAACGUCAUCAUGGAAUAAUUAUAAGUUUGUUGUGCUUUCCACUGCAUGUAUACAUACAUACCGUAACAUAUGUGCGAUUGCUUUUCGUUUUGAUUUCUUGUUAAAAUAACUGUCUAUUAGUGUGACAGCAGCACCUGCUUGACGCAAAUCAGGAAAAAUGCAUAAUAUAAUACUAGGUGUUAAUGAUGCUAGAAAAAAUAUUUUUUGGAUUAAUUUGAGCGAUUUACAGCGCUCGAUUCUGUAAGUUUGUACUUAGUAAUAACUUAAUGUGCUUACUUGUUGCGUUU
Molecule: messenger RNA, 1976 nt
Organism: Paramacrobiotus metropolitanus
Lineage: Eukaryota; Metazoa; Tardigrada; Eutardigrada; Parachela; Macrobiotidae
Product: alpha-N-acetylgalactosaminidase-like
Exons: 11
Coding region: 370-1707 (445 amino acids)
Biological process (GO): glycoside catabolic process; oligosaccharide metabolic process; glycosylceramide catabolic process
Cellular component (GO): cytoplasm
Molecular function (GO): alpha-galactosidase activity
Source: RefSeq, a predicted model, not a curated record